Molecule: messenger RNA, 2655 nt
Organism: Miniopterus natalensis
Lineage: Eukaryota; Metazoa; Chordata; Mammalia; Chiroptera; Miniopteridae
Source: RefSeq, a predicted model, not a curated record
AGAAACAUCAAUGUGGGAGAGACACAUCGAUUGGUUGCCUCCCACCCACGCCCUAACCAGGGGCAGGGUUCGAACCUGCAACCCAGGUAUGUGCCCUUGACCGGGAAUCGAAACCCAAAACCCUCCAGUGCCCAGGCCGAUGCUCUAACCACUGAACUACGCCCAUACUUACUAGUUUCUUAAAAAGCAUUGACACCCAGUACCAACCAGCAUACCUACUGCCCAGAUCUUGCAUUUGAAAUACCAUUUCCUACUCUAGAGAACUAGGGCUCCUUGGAGAAAUGGCUGAUCCCGGACUGUGCCCGACGAGCCGGGAGCAUCUGGUGAUGCCAGAAAAUAGGAAGUGCUCAGAAAUCAUGAAGACACAGGAGUCAGCUCGAAGGACCUUCCGUGGGCCAACUCAGGGACAAUUUGAGGCUCAAAAUAAAAAAUGACAGCCCCGGAUUGUCACCCAGGGCAUGAAACAAGAAUCCACAGAUCCGUACUGAUGAUAAAGAAAUGAGAAUGUUAGUAAGUAUAGAAGAAAUAAUAGAAUCGGAGAACUGCCAUUUGCAACCAUCUUGGCAAAAAUUGGUGCAGGUUACUGAUUUAAGUAAAAUCAUCGAUGGAUUUCAAGCUGUGGGCGACAGAUGGUGAGGCAUGGAAUGGGAGGAAUGGUAACCGUGGCGAGGAGACCCGGCACGGCGGCCCCACCUUAAUCAAACGAAGUCAGUUCACAUCACCAACAAGGGGACGUGUCCCUCCUGCCAGGAUGCCCCGAGGAGACGUCAUGUGUGCUAUGUGUCCACUCAGACUGCAGGACCUGAGUCUAAUCAUGACAGAACAUCAGACAAGCCAAGGCUGAGAGACGUCCUACAAAACAACUGGCCCACACUCUUCAGGAGUGUCAAGGACGCCCCCAUCGUGGGAGGAAAAAAAGGCUGAGAAACGGUUUCAGAUGAAAGGAGACUAAAGAGCUGUGAUGACCGGAUGCUGUGCGUGACCCUGGGCUGGGUCCUGACCUGCUCUCCAGCACCCACUCCCUCGUGUCUGGAUAGGGUGAGCCAGGGUGCUAGCAGGCAUCUUCCUUGAUGGCAGAGCUGGGCCCCCUCGGGGGUGUGCUCGGCUGGUUGAGAAUUUGCAGCUGUAAGACACACUGAUGCCGAGCGGGAGCCACCCCCGGUUGGCCUGGUCGUGCCUGGGCCAAUGGGCAGAAUCACCAGGCGGGUCCCCAGAUGACCAACAGUGCUGAGUUGACGGCCGACGCUGCUGGGGACCGGGGCAAGCCCAAGGGCGGCGGGCAGAUGAACGAGGAGAUCUCCAGCGACUCCGAGGGCGAGAGCCUGGCCCCCAGGAGGGCAGAGGAGGAGGACCUGGGGGAGCUGGAGGAGACAGCACAGGAGAAGAAGCUGCGCUUGGCCAAGCUCUACCUUGAGCAGCUCAGGCAGCAAGAGGAAGAGAAGGCUGAGGCCCGAGAGUUUGAGGAGGACCAGGUGGCAGGGCGCCUGAAGGAGGAGCUGCUCGAACAGAGGGGCAGGCUGCAGAAGUCGGUGGCGAAGGAGAUUCAGGCCCCAGCCCCGGCUGACAUCCGAGUCUUACGGGGCCACCAGCUGUCCAUCACGUGUUUGGUUAUCACCCCUGAUGACCUGGCUAUCUUUUCCGCGGCCAAAGACUGCACCAUUAUUAAGUGGAGCGUGGAGAGUGGACGGAAGCUUCAUGUGAUCCCACGAGCCAAGAAGGGUGCCGAGGGACAGCCCCCCGGCCACAGCAGCCACGUCCUCUGCAUGGCCAUCUCCUCCGACGGCAAAUACCUUGCCUCGGGUGACCGCAGCAAGCUCAUCCUCAUCUGGGAGGCCCAGAGCUGCAGGCACCUGUACACCUUCACAGGACACCGGGACGCUGUGUCGGGGCUGGCGUUCCGCAGAGGCACCCACCAGCUCUACAGCACGUCCCACGACCGCUCUGUGAAGGUGUGGAACGUGGCGGAGAACUCCUACGUGGAGACGCUCUUCGGGCACCAGGAUGCUGUGGCUGCACUGGACGCGCUGAGCCGGGAGUGCUGCGUGACGGCGGGGGGCCGGGACGGGACUGUGCGCGUGUGGAAGAUCCCUGAGGAGUCCCAGCUUGUCUUCUACGGCCACCAGGGCUCCAUUGACAGCAUCCAGCUCAUCAACGAGGAGCACAUGGUGUCAGGCGCUGAUGAUGGCUCUGUGGCCUUGUGGGGCCUCUCCAAGAAACGGCCGCUGGCCCUGCAGCGUGAGGCGCACGGGCUUCGGGGGGAGCCAGGCCUGGAGCAGCCCUUCUGGGUGUCGUCAGUGGCAGCCCUGCUCAACACAGACCUCGUGGCCACUGGCUCCCACAGCUCCUGCGUGCGGCUCUGGCAGUGUGGGGAGGGCUUCCGGCAGCUCGACCUUCUCUGCGACAUCCCCCUGGUGGGCUUCAUCAAUAGCCUCAAGUUCUCCAGCACUGGGGACUUCCUGGUGGCCGGGGUGGGGCAGGAGCACAGGCUGGGCCGAUGGUGGCGGAUCAAGGAGGCGCGGAACUCCGUCUGCAUCCUACCACUGCGGAGGGCCCCACGCCCCACGGCCGCGGGCUCCUGACGUCCUCAUGCCCCUCAUCUCAGUCCUCCCCAGGCCCGGCCCUCCCCUCUUUGUAUUAAAAGUCUCCUCCUCUGGG